CACGAAAACAUGGCAUGUGCAAAAGUUAUCUCUCUGGCCAUCACUCCUGCUAAGGACACUGGGAAGGACAUGGUCAACGUAGCAGUCGAUCAAAAAAAAUUCCAGGGAAACUGCGCAACAGCCUGGGGCCGAGAAGCUAAACUUGGUCUUCUCCACCCUCGUCUCACUCGUUUUCCCCGAGACUUGGUACUAGGAGAUAGGACGGGAGUCUCCUACACGCAGGCAACACUUGCCACGAGCGGCUAGACUUGGGACAGGCAAGUUGCCCUGCCACCCUUCUAUCGCCCCCACCCCUCCUUUACUUAAGGGCGAUGGCAGAGACGUCCUCCUCCCCCUUCUCCUCCUCUUUGGUGCCUCCAGCCAGGAGGCGGGAGCGAUCCACAGCAGCUGACCCAGCUCAGGCACUGCCUCUCUCACAGCCCUCAAGACACACCAUGGGCCCAGAGGCAGGUUUGCUACACAGCAGCGACGACGCAGGCGGCGGCCCCGGCGACUCGCAACUGCCUCCCUGACCACAGCGACCACCGCCUAAUACCCCCGAGAAGCCAUCGCCACCACCGGCAGGAGAACCUAGGGUCCAUAAAGCCAUCUUCGCGAUCGACUAAAGCUACGUCAACAACUAUGGCGGGCGAGGGGCGGCGGGCGGAGGCGGUGCGGGAAGGAUGGGGUGUGUACGUCACCCCCAGGGCCCCCAUCCGAGAGGGAAGGGGCCGGCUCGCCCCUCAAAAUGGCGGCAGCAGCGAUGCGCCUGCGUACAGAACUCCUCCGUCGCGCCAGGGCCGGCGGGAAGUGAGGUUCUCGGACGAGCCGCCAGAAGUGUACGGCGACUUCGAGCCCCUGGUGGCCCAAGAAAGGUCCCCGGUGGGAAAACGAACCCGGCUAGAAGAGUUCCGGUCCGAUUCUGCGAAAGAGGAAGUGAGAGAAAGCGCGUACUACCUUCGGUCUAGGCAGCGGAGGCAGCCGCGACCCCAGGAAGCCGAGGAGAUGAAGACGCGAAGGACUACCCGUCUUCAGCAGCAGCACUCACAGCAGCCUCCGCUACAGCCGUCUCCCGUUAUGGCCAGGAGAGGGCUUCGGGACUCUCAUUCCUCUGAAGAGGAUGAACCAUCUUCCCAAACUGAUUUAAGCCAAACGAUCUCAAAGAAAACUGUCAGGAGCAUACAAGAGGCUCCAGCAGUGAGUGAAGAUCUUGUAAUCAGCUUACGUCGACCCCCUCUAAGAUACCCAAGAUCUGAAGCCACCAGUGUCCAACAGAAGGUCAAUUUCUCUGAAGAAGGAGAAACUGAAGAUGAUGAUCAAGACAGCUCUCACAGCAGUGUCACUACUGUUAAGGCCAGAUCCAGGGAUUCUGAUGAAUCUGGAGAUAAUACCACCAGAUCAUCUAGUCAAUAUGUAGAAUCAUUUUGGCAGUCAUCACAAAGUCGAAACUUCAUAGCUCAUGAUAAGCAACCUUCAGUGCUGAGCUCAGGAUAUCAAAAAACUCCCCAGGAAUGGGCCCCACAAACUGCAAGAAUAAGGACCAGGAUGCAAAAUGACAGCAUUCUGAAAUCAGAGCUUGGAAACCAGUCACCAUCAACCUCCAGCCGACAAGUGACUGGACAACCCCAAAAUGCAUCUUUUGUCAGGAGGAACUUGUGGCUACUUCCUCUGAUAGCUGCUCUUGCCUCUGGGAGUUUUUGGUUCUUUAGUACUCCUGAGGUAGAAACCACUGCUGUUCAAGAGUUCCAGAACCAGAUGAAUCAACUUAAGAAUAAGUACCAAGGUCAAGAUGAGAAGCUGUGGAAAAGGAGCCAAACAUUCCUGGAAAAACAUCUUAAUAGCUCCCAUCCUCGGUCUCAGCCUGCUAUCUUGCUGCUCACCGCUGCCCGAGAUGCUGAAGAAGCACUUAGGUGUCUGAGUGAACAAAUUGCUGAUGCCUAUUCUUCUUUUCGUAGUGUCCGUGCCAUCCGGAUUGAUGGGACAGAUAAAGCUACUCAAGACAGUGAUACUGUCAAACUAGAGGUAGACCAAGAACUGAGCAAUGGAUUUAAGAACGGCCGGAAUGCAGCUGUGGUACACCGCUUUGAGUCAUUGCCCGCAGGCUCUACUUUGAUCUUCUACAAAUAUUGUGACCAUGAAAACGCAGCCUUCAAAGAUGUAGCCUUAGUCCUGACUGUCUUAUUGGAGGAAGAGACACUUGGAACAAGUCUAGGCCUAAAGGAAGUUGAAGAAAAAGUAAGAGAUUUUCUUAAAGUCAAGUUCACCAAUUCUAACACACCCAACUCCUACAAUCAUAUGGAUGCAGACAAACUGAAUGGCCUCUGGAGCCGUAUUUCUCACUUAGUUCUGCCUGUGCAACCUGAAAAUGCCCUGAAAAGGGGUAUCUGCUUAUAAGAAGUGAGAGAGAAGAAAAAUCAUGUCCCAAGUUCUGAGAAUUGUUCACACUUUCUAACCAGAGAGAGAAUUCAGAGCUCUUUUUGAAAGAACUAGUUUCUUUUUAAAGGAAGUUAAGUUCUUACAUAAACAUGGAACAUAUAAAUCAUUCAUUCAACCUAAUUAUCUGUGAUAUGAGAGAAUCAUUUCAGUUUCCAUUGAGAGCUGUGUUAAAGGUAUCUUAGGAGUGCAGAUUAUAUGCAGUUCCUUAGAGAAUCUGUUUUGAUUCUGGGCUGAGUUAUUACAGUUAUGGUAUGACCAGUGAGGGGGAUUUGUCUCCUUUCUUAUGAACCUUCCUGAUUUUUUAACUUAGAUUUCUCACUAAGUUUCUUGAGUUAUUAGUAAGAUUGCUCCCUAAAUGUAACUCUGGAUUUUCCCAUUAUGUUCCCUUUUAUACCAUUUAGGUGUGAGUUCCUUAGCUUCUGCCUAUAGGAACAUAAGUAAUGAAAGGUCAUCUAGGUGUGUGUUUGGAAUUUUUUUCUUUUGUUUUUUGGAAGAUGGAAAGAACAAGGCAAGCAAGGAGAAAUUAAUGGGGAAGCUGAAGGGAGGAAAUGUUACAGUAAUCCACUGAGAUGUAGUUUAGUCAAACAUAGGUAUAUGAACUGUUAAUCUUGGUGGAUUCUGUUGGGAUUUGUUUUUUACAUCUCCUUUUUCCUUCCUUGAAGAAAAAUUCUUGGCCCUCCCAAGGAUUCUUCAUGUAUAUUGCAAAAUUUAAUAUAUUUGUUCACUUGAGUCUUAAGAGUAGGUCAGGCCAAGGCAGGUGGAUCACCUGAGGUCAGAAGUUCAAGACCAGCCUGGCCAACAUGGUGAAACCCUGUCUCUACUAAAAAUACAAAAAUUAGCUGGGCGUGGUGGCACACGCCUGUAAUCCCAGCUACUUGGGAGGCUGAGGCAGGAGAAUCACUUGAACCCGGGAGGCGGAGGUUGCAGUAAGCCAAGACCAUGCUUAUUGCCCUCCAGCCUGGGCAACAAAAAUGAAACUCCGUCUCAAAAAAAAAAAAAAGAGUAGGUCAGUUCGUAACAGUUUAUUUUGGACACAUCCUGAAGCUUUUGUUCUGAAUUAAGAAAUAGAGUUUCAGGAAUUGACAAACCAUUUGUUAACCAGCUGUCCUGGGCUAUUGAAGAAGAUUUCAUUUUCCGCGCAUCCACUUGUUGCAGUCCAAGUCCUCUGGUGCAACGCCAUAGCAAAUAUAAAGAUUUACUAUGCACGUGAUACAUUUUAUGGAGUGCCUCAAGCCAAGAUAGUGAACUUAUAUGAAGGGUGUGAAAUGUAUUUCUUUACUACGAUAGUAGUUUAGUUAUAACUUUGCAUCUAUAAUUGAGCUUUCUCAUCUGUCAAAUGCUAUGGUUUUCUUAAAAUGUUACAAUUCUAGAUGUAUCCACCUUGUUUUUUUAUUGUCCACAAACCAUUAAAUGUAAAUAUUAUUUUUAGAGAGAGUCAGUCAUUGGCUUUGUCAUUUACCCUUUGAGAGUUCCACAAGUGGUAGUAGAGUGAUCUAACGUCUUUCCUCUAGUACUACCAGUAUUCAUAAAUGUAUACCCCUUACUGUAAUUUGUUCCUCUUAGAAGUCAGAUCAUCUGAUUUAUAAAGGAUUAUGAAAACCAGAGUUUUUGAAAAGGCUUAUUUUAUACAUACAUAUUAUAUAGAGAAACAAAUGUUUUUAUUAAAUGUUUCAUUGACCCAAGUAAUUUAAAAGUAAUAUGUUACCUAUGUCUUUCAGGAAAAAUAAUUAUAGCAGCUGAUCUGUAAAUGACUUUAAAAGCUAUUUUAGUAAUUUAAAUAAAUUUACUUUCUUGGUUUGUACUCUC
Molecule: messenger RNA, 4221 nt
Organism: Nomascus leucogenys (northern white-cheeked gibbon)
Lineage: Eukaryota; Metazoa; Chordata; Mammalia; Primates; Hylobatidae
Gene: TOR1AIP1
Product: torsin 1A interacting protein 1
Biological process (GO): nuclear membrane organization
Cellular component (GO): nuclear membrane
Molecular function (GO): ATPase activator activity
Source: RefSeq, a predicted model, not a curated record